AUGAGCCGCUGCGGCCGCUGAGCAGCCGGGCGGCGGGGCGUCGCGCACCUUCCUCUCCCCCCUCACUUGGCCACUCCGCUCGGGAGACUGGGAGAAAACGGUCUCUGGCCUGUCAGGAGGACCAUUGGUGCUGCAGUGGAAGCCAGCGGCUAAAUCUCGUGUAUGGCGUGGUUAAGGUUGCAGCCUCUCACCUCUGCCUUCCUCCAUUUUGGGCUGAUUACUUUUGUGCUCUUCCUGAAUGGUCUUCGGGCAGAGGCUGGUGGCUCAGGGGAGGUGCCCAGCACAGGGCAGAACAAUGAGUCCUGUUCAGAGUCAUCGGACUGCAAGGAGGGUGUCAUCCUACCAAUCUGGUAUCCAGAGAACCCUUCCCUUGGGGACAAGAUUGCCAGGGUCAUUGUCUAUUUUGUGGCCCUGAUAUACAUGUUCCUUGGGGUGUCCAUCAUUGCUGACCGCUUUAUGGCAUCUAUUGAAGUCAUUACUUCUCAAGAGAGAGAGGUGACUAUCAAAAAGCCCAAUGGAGAGACCAGCACAACGACAAUUCGGAUCUGGAACGAAACUGUCUCCAACCUGACCCUGAUGGCUUUGGGUUCCUCUGCUCCUGAGAUCCUUCUCUCUUUAAUUGAGGUGUGUGGUCAUGGGUUCAUUGCUGGUGAUCUGGGACCUUCUACCAUCGUAGGUAGUGCAGCCUUUAACAUGUUCAUCAUCAUUGGCAUCUGUGUCUACGUGAUCCCCGAUGGAGAGACUCGCAAGAUCAAGCACCUACGAGUCUUCCUCAUCACUGCUGCUUGGAGCAUCUUUGCUUACAUCUGGCUCUAUAUGAUCCUGGCAGUCUUCUCCCCUGGUGUGGUUCAGGUUUGGGAAGGCCUUCUCACUCUCUCCUUCUUUCCAGUGUGUGUCCUUCUGGCCUGGGUGGCAGAUAGGCGACUGCUCUUUUACAAAUACAUGCACAAAAAGUACCGCACAGACAAACACCGAGCGAUCAUCAUAGAGACAGAGGGCGACCACCCCAAGGGCAUUGAGAUGGAUGGGAAAAUGAUGAAUUCCCACUUCCUGGAUGGGAACCUGGUGCCCCUGGAAGGGAAGGAAGUAGAUGAGUCCCGCAGGGAGAUGAUCCGGAUUCUCAAGGAUCUGAAGCAAAAACACCCAGAGAAGGACUUAGAUCAACUAGUAGAGAUGGCCAAUUACUAUGCUCUUUCCCAUCAACAGAAGAGUCGUGCCUUCUACCGGAUCCAGGCUACCCGUAUGAUGACCGGCGCAGGCAAUAUCCUGAAGAAGCAUGCAGCAGAACAAGCCAAAAAGGCCUCCAGCAUAAACGAGGUGCACACCAAUGAGCCUGAGGACUUUGUCUCAAAGGUCUUCUUUGACCCGUGCUCUUACCAGUGCCUGGAGAACUGCGGGGCUGUACUCCUGACAGUGGUGAGGAAAGGGGGGGACAUGUCCAAGACCGUGUAUGUGGACUACAAAACAGAGGAUGGUUCUGCCAAUGCAGGGGCUGACUAUGAGUUCACAGAGGGCACUGUGGUUCUGAAGCCAGGAGAGACCCAGAAGGAGUUCUCGGUGGGCAUCAUCGAUGAUGAUAUUUUUGAGGAGGAUGAACACUUCUUUGUGAGGCUGAGCAACGUCCGCAUAGAGGAGGGGCAGCCAGAGGAGGGGUUGCCUCCAAUAGUACUCAAUAAUCUUCCAUUGCCUCGGGCCAUCCUGGUAUCCCCUUAUGUGGCCACAGUCACCAUCUUGGAUGAUGACCAUGCAGGCAUCUUCACUUUUGAAUGUGACACUAUUCAUGUCAGCGAGAGUAUUGGUGUCCUGGAGGUCAAGGUUCUGCGGACAUCAGGUGCCCGGGGCACAGUAAUUGUCCCCUUUAGGACAGUAGAGGGGACAGCCAAGGGUGGUGGUGAGGAUUUUGAAGACGCAUACGGGGAGCUGGAGUUCAAGAAUGAUGAAACAGUCAAAGCAAUUCACAUCAAGGUAAUUGAUGAUGAGGCGUAUGAGAAAAACAAGAAUUACUUCAUUGAGAUGGUGGGCCCCCGCACGGUGGAUAUGAGUUUUCAGAAAGCGCUCCUGUUGUCUCCAGAGGUGACAGACAGAAAGCUGACUGUGGAGGAAGAGGAAGCCAAGAGGAUAGCAGAAAUGGGAAAGCCAGUACUGGGCGAACACCCCAAACUAGAGGUCAUCAUUGAAGAGUCCUUUGAGUUCAAGAAUACGGUGGACAAACUGAUCAAGAAGACAAACCUGGCCAUGGUUGUGGGGACCCAUUCCUGGAGGGACCAAUUCAUGGAGGCCAUCACUGUCAGUGCAGCCGGGGACGAGGAUGAGGAUGAGUCCGGGGAGGAGCGGCUGCCGUCCUGCUUUGACUACGUCAUGCACUUCCUGACGGUCUUCUGGAAGGUGCUGUUUGCCUGCGUGCCCCCCACAGAGUACUGCCAUGGCUGGGCCUGCUUCGUCGUGUCCAUUCUCAUCAUUGGCACGCUCACGGCCAUAAUCGGGGACCUGGCCUCCCACUUUGGCUGCACCAUUGGCCUCAAGGACUCCGUCACCGCUGUCGUUUUUGUGGCAUUUGGCACCUCUGUGCCAGACAUGUUUGCCAGCAAAGCCGCCGCCAUCCAAGAUACGUAUUCUGAUGCCUCCAUCGGCAACGUCACAGGCAGCAACGCCAUCAACGUCUUCCUGGGCAUCGGUCUGGCCUGGUCCGUGGCCGCCAUCUACUGGGCCCUGCAGGGACAGGCGUUCUACGUGUCCGCCGGCACGCUGGCCUUCUCGGUCACCCUCUUCACCAUCUUCGCGUUCGUGUGCAUCAGCGUGCUCCUGUACCGCCGGCGGCCGCACCUGGGCGGGGAGCUGGGCGGCCCUCGCGGCUGCAAGCUGGCCACGACGUGGCUCUUCGUGAGCCUGUGGCUCCUGUACAUACUCUUUGCCACGCUGGAGGCCUACUGCUACAUCAGGGGCUUCUGAGCCACGGCGCGGGGCCUCCGCAGCACACGCCUCGGACUUCUCCUAAGGGAAGGGCGCUUUGCCACCGCGACCUCGCCGGGGAGCAGCCCGCGGAGGCGGCGGCAGGACUCGAGCCCCAGGAGCCCCACCCCCGACCCAGCCCCCCUCCCCCCCCCGCAGUGGGACUGAAAGGGCAGAGUCUUAACCAAUCAGAGUGGAGGAAACACCCACUUUACGAAGUAUUUAAUUCAAUACAAACCACGACAGCAACAAAUCCACCUCCUCCGCAUCUUCCCACCCAUGUCCCUGACCCACAGGGGGCUCAGACCCUUCCGCCGCCUUCCCAUUAUUCCUUUGCUCCCUCUGCUGCCCUGGGGGCCGGGCUCCCGCUGUCCGUCGGGUUGGCCACCUCCGCACCCUCUGCCGCAGCUGGCGAGGGCGGAAGUGAGUCCAACCCCCCUUCCCCCCCCAGGCCGCCGUCAUCGUGGCCAUUACUGUGCUCGCUUUCCCAUCAGGUGUCCUCAUUGUUGGUUUUGUCUUUUCUUUCUGAAGUCAGUUAACAAAGGUGCUGUGAGGGAACCCAAGGCGGGAGCGGACAGGUAGAGGCAGGACGCUCAGCCGCACCCUCUCCCCCUCUCCCCUCUCCUCCCUCCCCUCCCUCCUUCCCGCCUCCCCCUCUGCCCCUCUCCCCUCUCCCUCUCCUCUCUCCCUUCCCUCCUUCCCCCCUCUCCCCUUCUGCCCCUCUUCCCGUCUUCCCUCUCCCCCUCUUCCCCCACCCCCUCUCCCGGGUAACAGCUGUCUCUUGGCUCCAGCCCGUCCUCCACCCCCCACCCCACUCUGCUUUUCUUCUCAGUGGGAGAGGGAUGUUGUUCGGGUGGUAGUGUGUUUGCACACCCACGAGGAGCGCUGAAGAACCGGGGCUGGCGCUGGGGCAGGAGGAGCUUUAUAUGCUUAUGUCGAAAUCCACUUUAAAACAAAAGGUCAUGGUUCCCUUCUGUGCCCUUUCCAGUUUAUUCCGUCUGUCCGGCUGUGGCCGUGUCUAUACGUUUAUCCUUCUGCAGGAAGACCCUCCACAUGGGAGAUAGGGGACAGAAAUGGAUUGGUACCUGAUGACAAAGGGCAGCUGGGGAGACAAAAGGCAUAGAUGGCUUCUUGAGUAUCUUUGGCUUCAGAUCCGAGGCCGAGGAGAAGAGCUGUCCACCUCAUGAGAUCUUGGAGGGAAACGAUUGUAUUUAAAAUGUCAGUGCUUCGGAGAAAUGUCAGCUUCACCAACCCCUCACUUUCUAAUGCGCCACACUAAGAGGUCUGACUGUAUUUCUUGAGGUAAUGCAAAAACUGAGAGGUUGAUACGAAAACCAGGGGCUCCUUCCACCUCUCCUGGACCCUCAGGUCACGUUCGAAAGCAUUUUCACAAGGUACGAACUGGAAUUUCUCAUCUCUCCCACAUUCCUGCUUGUUUUUAAACCUCAUGAAGCUCUUUUUCCAGCCUGUGGGCUAUUUCUUGCCCCAGUAAAGAAGAAUCUUAGUUGCUAUCAUCCCACGGAGACUGGGUUUAUAGAAAAAGAGAUUGCCAUGGCCUACAGACCUUUUCCCAACAAAUUUGGAAAGGCCCUGGCUUUAAAACACACACGCUUGUGCGCACACACGCACACACACAAAUACACAGUCCUCACAAAACUGCCCACAGAUCUUUAGGCUUUCUGCAUUGACAUAAAUACAUUUUUUAAGGGAAAAAAGAGAAAUUAAAAAACACCUGUUUAAUUUUAAACACAUUUUUUUAAGAAAAAAAUAACUAAAAAAGAAACAGUGCUCAUGUCAUAAGCUAUGUUGACAGUUGCCAGUGGAAAUGUUGGGUUGGUUAAAAAAAAAAUAAAAGCUAUACUUA
Messenger RNA from Zalophus californianus (California sea lion), 4813 nucleotides. It is a transcript of the gene SLC8A3, whose product is annotated as solute carrier family 8 member A3. Gene Ontology annotation, cellular component: axon; sarcolemma; postsynapse. Gene Ontology annotation, molecular function: calcium:sodium antiporter activity. Bases 163 to 2949 code for a protein of 928 amino acids. The transcript has 8 exons. Gene Ontology annotation, biological process: cell communication; calcium ion import across plasma membrane; sodium ion transmembrane transport. Lineage: Eukaryota; Metazoa; Chordata; Mammalia; Carnivora; Otariidae. The record is from RefSeq and is a predicted model, not a curated record.